Messenger RNA from Trichophyton rubrum CBS 118892, 3488 nucleotides. RefSeq lists its product as uncharacterized. Gene Ontology annotation, cellular component: chromatin; nucleus. The transcript is spliced from 5 exons. The record is from RefSeq and is a predicted model, not a curated record. Bases 744 to 3488 code for a protein of 914 amino acids. NCBI's taxonomy places the organism in Eukaryota, Fungi, Ascomycota, Eurotiomycetes, Onygenales, Arthrodermataceae. Gene Ontology annotation, biological process: chromatin remodeling; regulation of DNA-templated transcription.
CCCCCCUCCUUCUUCCGACCUUCUUCACUCUUUUCACGCUUCCUGCUCUGCUCGCAUUGCCCCCGUGUUCCGCCCCUUUCAUACCCUUGUUGCCACGCACCGCGAUAAAAGCCUGCCUUCGCUCCCGUCUAGCAGGCCCACCCACGACUGACACGUCACACACCGCCCACCGCACUACACCCACCACACCACCGCUCCUUACGCGCACGCACUGGCAUUCCUCUUUCCUUUCUCUUUCUAGAAAAGAGUAACUUUCUUAUCUUAGGCAAGCUUCGUUGCUUAUCUAAGCUUGUAUCCGACGCAUCACGGACUAAGUGAUAACGUAAGCACCCUUUUUUCUCUAUCUUGUUCUUCAGUUGCCGCCGCGCUUAAGUUCGCGCCAACCACGGUUCCUCCUCCAAUAAGCUGGCCCGUCCUGCUGGUAAAAAGAGUGACGAUAUCGGCGAAAUCUGCGUCUAUAUAAAGGCCUGUCCUCUUCCACUCUUCUUCCAAUCUCCUCGGCCUGCCUCCUAAACUUAAUCCAGACCUCAUUCAUCACCUCAAGCGGUUCGGACCCUGCCAUAUCACAGAAAGUGACUGCCACCGAUACCUCUACCCUCCUUGUUUGGAAAAGUCAUUUCUCAUCUACUACGCACCACUAGCUAUCAUCGAGAGGCACCCUCAUCUCAUCAUCAACUCUUUGCUCCUAGCGGCACAUUAGACGCGUCAUAUCACGACCCGAGGGCCCUUUGGUAUCUAUAAGUAUGGGAACGCCGCCGAAUGAAGGCACCGAAGCUAUUCCCAACCCUCUCCAGCUAGAUUCACAGUCCCAGCCUGAAGCUCAGGCUGAUUUAAACACCAAAAUUGAAUCUAGUUCAAAGGGUUUGCCUGAUAGGGUCAAGCCAGACUUCGAGCAAGUGGAAACUCCCGCUGCAAACGGAAGUUCCCAGCCACAGCUGAACGGCCAUUCAUCCAUAUCAAACGGCGUGGAAUCAAAGCCAGACGUACCCUCAGAGGCUGAUCUACUAUCCCCUGUCGACCAGCCGUCCAAUCAUAAAACCGCUGGUGUGGAAUCGGAGACUGCGGCCUUACAUCUAGGCGAGGCUACCAGAAACCAGGAUGUGAAUGGACAGCCGGAGAAGCGUCCUGCGGUAGAGUCCACUGACCUUGAUGCCAACAUGGAUGCGUCAAAGGAAGAUGUUAACAAGGGAGAUACUGCGAACGCGGAUACAGCGAUGGGUCAAGAUGAUGAGAUCGACCCUCUAUUCUCAUCAACUGAAGCUCCUGAGCCAGCUCCAUCUUCAGAGAAAGCCCCAGUGUCCGAACCAGCUCCAGCAACGGCGCCAACCUCAGCUCCUCCAGAAGGGCAGAAGAAGGAACAACAGGACAUGGACCAUGACAUGGAUGUCGCCCCUGCUCCGGUAGUAUCACAGGCUGAACCUUUGAAGACAGAGGACCAUACAGCGCCUACAGCAGUGCCUGAAAGCAGAGAAAAAGACAAGGAAGACCACGUUAUGGAAGAUGUGCCUGAGGUAGCUCCGUCAUCUACUGGAGAGGCAGCCACUACAAAGGUCUCUCGGGAACGCGAAGAUGAUGACGAUGGACGGGCAGCCAAACGUACAAAGACCGAAGACAUUAGCUCUGAUCACCCAGUGGCCGAAGCUUCAGCCCUUCCACCUUCAUCUUCUGGAGAGCCUGCUCCUCCUGCUCCUCCUGCGACUCCCGCCGCUGGCACUACGAAUGGCGUUCCAGACCUACACCGGGACCUGACCAAGGUUCAGGUAAAAUUUCUCAUCCGCACAAUCCAGUCCUUGAGGCGCAUUGGUGAUGGUCAGAUGUUCAAGGCUCCUGUCGAUAUAGUCAAGCUAAACAUACCCACGUACUAUGACUUUGUCAAGCAUCCGAUGGACCUGCAGACUAUGGAAGGCAAGCUCAAAUCAGAACAAUACCGAACACUCCAGGACGUCAUAAACGAUUUCGAGCUCAUGGUUAACAAUUCAAAAACAUUCAAUGGGCCUACUCAUGUGGUCUCACUGGCAGGUGAUCGUCUGUACGAGCACUUCCAAAAACAUCUCAAGAAGAUGCCUAGCCACGAUGCACCUGAAAUCACUCCCGCCGAAAAGAAGAGCAAGAAGGCUGCAAGUGUGCCAACUAAAACACAACCAUCUCGAAGAGAGACACGACCACCUGUUGCAGCACCCGCACCCCCUCCUCCGGCUGCUGCUGCCCCCGCUGCUGCCCCCGCGGCUCCACGGGCCAGUAAUGCUGGAUCCCCAACUUUUGCACUUGGUCCAGAAGGUCUCCCCCUUAUCCGUCGUGACUCGACUACGGCUGACGGCAGACCGAAGAGAUCCAUCCACCCACCUAAGAAUCGAGACCUACCUUUCUCCAUGAAGCCCAAGAAAAAGAAGUUCCAGCAAGAACUUAGAUUCUGCCAGGAGGUUCUUAAUGAACUACACAAGCAGAAAUACUACUCACACACCUCGUUUUUCUACUUCCCUGUCGACCCAGUUGCUCUCAAUAUCCCUAGCUAUCACAAUGUAAUUAAGAAACCGAUGGACUUGCAGACAAUGCAAAAGAAGCUUUCGGAGGGCCAAUACGAGAACGCAAAGGAAUUCGAGGCAGAUAUGCGUCUGAUUUUCAAGAAUUGCUAUAAAUUCAACAUCGUUGGCGACCCCGUGUACACUGCUGGAAAGGCUACUGAGGCGCUCUUCGAUAGCAAAUGGAGUCACAAGGAUGAAUGGGUACACAAACAUGAACCUGCCUCAGGCAAUCAGUCAGCCGGCACCUCCGAAGAAUCUUCUGAGGAAGAAGAAAAUGAGACCGACGAUGACCAGGAAAAACUGUCCAUGCUGCAGAAACAAAUUGCAGAAAUGUCAAAGCAGGUUGAGGCAAUCACCAAGAAGAAAAAGACCCCCCCUGCUUCGAAGAAGCUGAGCAAGUCUAAGAGUAAAAAAGAUGUGAAGAAAGGCGCUGCCAGAACGACCGACAAGAAGGAUAAGAAGGGCGGCGGCUCAAAGGUUAAAGGAGAGAAGGGUGGUCGCUGGGUCACCUACGAGGAGAAAUCCUUGAUCUCAAACGGAAUCAGCAGCUUAUCAGAGAAUAGAAUGCAGGAGGCAUUGACUAUUAUUCAGAAACACGUGCCUUCUCUUCGGGGCGUGGGCGAGGAUGACAUCGAACUUGAUAUCGACGAACUUCCAAACCAUGUUCUUGUGAUCCUCCUCAAAUUCGUCAAGAAGCAUGCUGCUCCUUCUAUUCUGGAGGGCUACGAGGAGCCAAGUGAACCAGAGCCUCUCCCUUCCUUGCCCCAGCCAAAACCCAAGAAGAGCAAGCCAAUGAACAAGACAGAGCAAGAAAAGCAAAUUCGUUCUUUGCAGAGUAACCUGUCUAAGUUCAAAGGCGGCGCUGGCGCUGCAGUGGCGACUACCGGGGGACCUUCUUAUGAACAGGCUCCCAAGUCCGAAAGCAGCGGUGACGACGAAGACUCGGAAGAGAGUGAAGAAGAGUAG